GUCAGGGCGGGGAGCGGUGGGCCAGCAGGUGAGCGCAGGACCGGAGACUGGCUGCUAGGCUGGGAUGGGGCCCACAAGUCCAGAGAGACAGGCAGCCGGAGGGCACCUCGUCACAGGUCCUUGCUUCCCCUCCAACGCAGACGCCGUCUCCCACCAAGAGUCAUGGCCUUGUUGGCCCAGCGCCUCCUCGUUCUUGUCCCUGUCCUCUGCCUGGUGGCUUCCCUGGACUGGAAGAAUGCCCACAUUCAGGACCCCUUUGAGAAGUGCAUGCAUGACCCUGACUAUGACCAGCUGCUCAAGGUCGUGACCUUGGGCCUCAAUCGGACCUUGAAUCCCCAGAGGGUGAUCGUGGUUGGUGCUGGUGUGGCUGGGCUGGUGGCUGCCAAGGUGCUCAGUGAUGCCGGACACAAGGUCACCAUCCUAGAGGCAAACAGUAGGAUCGGGGGCCGCAUCUUCACCUACCGGGACCAGAAGACGGGCUGGAUUGGGGAGCUGGGAGCCAUGCGCAUGCCCAGUUCACAUAGGAUCCUCCAUGAGCUCUGCAAGAACCUGGGACUCAACCUGACCAAGUUCACCCAACACGAUGAGAACACGUGGACAAAAGUGAAUAACGUCAAGCUGCGGAACUACGUGGUGGAGAAGAUGCCCGAGAAGCUGGGCUACAAGCUGAACUCCAGGGAGAAGGGCCACCCGCCCGAGGAGAUCUACCAGAUGGCUCUCAACAAGGCCGUCAAAGAUCUCAAGACAAUGGGCUGCAAAAAAGCAAUGAAGAAGUUUGAAAGGCACAUGUUCCUGGACUACCUCCUCGGGGAGGGGAACCUGAGCCAGCCGGCCACGCAGCUCCUGGGAGACGUGAUGGCCAAGGCCGGCUUCUUCUAUCUCAGUUUCGCAGAAGCCCUGCGGGCCCACAGCUGCCUCAGCGACCGGCUCCGGUACAGCCGCAUCGUGGGCGGCUGGGACCUGCUGCCGCGCGCGCUGCUGAGCUCUGUCCCGGGGCCGGUGCUGCUGCGCGCGCCUGUCACGGCGGUGACGCAGAAUAGGCAGGAGGUGCACGUGCACAUCGCGACCUCGCACCAGGCCCGGAAUCUGAAGGCCAUGACGGCGGACAAGGUGCUGCUGACGGUGAGCGGGCCGGCGCUGCAGCGCAUGAUCUUCUCGCCGCCGCUGCCGCGCAAGCAGCAGCAGGCGCUGCGCGCGCUGCACUACGUGCCGGCCACCAAAGUGUACCUGAGCUUCCACCGGCCCUUCUGGCACGACGAGCACAUCGAGGGCGGCCACUCAAACACUGACCGCCCGUCGCGCGUGAUAUUCUACCCGGCGCCGGGUGAGGGGGCGCUGCUGCUGGCCUCGUACACGUGGUCGGACUCGGCGGCCACGUUCGCGGGCCUGAGCCUGGAAGAAGCGCUGCGCUUGGCACUCGACGACGUGGCGGCACUGCACGGGCCGAUUGUGUACCGGCUCUGGGACGGCCGCGGCAUCGUCAAGCGCUGGGCCGACGACCCGUACAGCCAGGGGGGCUUUGUAGUGCAGCCGCCCAUGCUCUGGAAGGCCGGCAAGGACGAAGAGCAGGAGUACGACUGGACCGUCCCUCACGGCCACGCCUACUUCGCCGGCGAACACACGGCGCACCCGCACGGCUGGGUGGAAACGGCGGUCAAGUCGGCGCUGCGUGCCGCGGUGUUGAUCAACCGCCAGGAAGGGCACCCAGCGACGGUCCCUACCCGACCCCUGCGCGGUGCGACUCCAAGGAUGUCACCCUCCAGUCAUAAAGUAGGAUAACGGAUCCGCACACGACCCACAAGAGGACCCGGCAUUAAAGCAUUUUCUUUAAAAGCUGUGCGGCCUUGCCCCUCCCUGGCCCAGUCCUCUCCGUUUCCAUGGAGCAGUCAUUAACCCUCAAGGCAGAAGGUUCUGCACCUAUCCUGGAACCCCAGAAGCUGUCCUUCCUAGACCGUG
Messenger RNA from Manis pentadactyla (Chinese pangolin), 1956 nucleotides. RefSeq names its product interleukin 4 induced 1 (gene IL4I1). The transcript has 7 exons. NCBI's taxonomy places the organism in Eukaryota, Metazoa, Chordata, Mammalia, Pholidota, Manidae. Bases 163 to 1779 code for a protein of 538 amino acids. Gene Ontology annotation, biological process: amino acid catabolic process. The record is from RefSeq and is a predicted model, not a curated record. Gene Ontology annotation, molecular function: L-amino-acid oxidase activity; polyamine oxidase activity.